Molecule: messenger RNA, 415 nt
Organism: Xenopus laevis (African clawed frog)
Lineage: Eukaryota; Metazoa; Chordata; Amphibia; Anura; Pipidae
Gene: sec61g.S
Product: SEC61 translocon gamma subunit S homeolog
Exons: 4
Coding region: 87-293 (68 amino acids)
Biological process (GO): intracellular protein transport; protein transport; protein targeting
Cellular component (GO): endoplasmic reticulum membrane; membrane
Molecular function (GO): transmembrane protein transporter activity
Source: RefSeq, marked validated
GUUUGCUGUGCUACGUGUCCUAGUCGGAGAUUGCAGCUGACUGUAGUAUAUCGUGUAAUCGGCUUGGUUAGGUCCCCGGAAUAGUCAUGGAUCAGGUUAUGCAGUUCGUUGAGCCCAGCAGGCAAUUUGUGAAGGAUUCAAUCAGACUUGUAAAAAGGUGUACCAAGCCAGACAGAAAAGAGUUCCAGAAAAUCGCAAUGGCAACUGCAAUUGGCUUUGCAAUUAUGGGAUUUAUUGGUUUCUUUGUAAAGCUAAUCCAUAUCCCUAUUAACAAUAUCAUUGUUGGCAGCUAAAUGGAUGGCGACUUGGAUUUGGAAAAUUGGCAUUCUGUUAAAGAACAAGUCUUUUGUUUUUGUUUAAUGUAUAUUUUUAUUUGUCAUAGUCCAUGUAAUAAAACAUACACAUUUCUGUAUUA